Peronospora farinosa is the source of this 1359-nucleotide messenger RNA. Lineage: Eukaryota; Oomycota; Peronosporomycetes; Peronosporales; Peronosporaceae. The record is from the annotation of a GenBank genome assembly.
AUGCCUACUAUCGUCAUCAUUUUGCCAAUCAUCACUCGUCCAACGGAAAGACCUGCACGUGCAGCACAAGACCAAGUGCGAGAACCGUUCAUGGUUGGGUCGAGAAAAAACGGCACUAGUAGCCGCAAUGUGUCCGGAACAUCGGCACGAAAAGCCGCUAUUUCUACUUCGCAUGAGGUCAAGGAGUUGCGCAGUGAAGCUCAACGACUCGACGAGCAGUUUUCAGUACUGUGUGCCAAGUGGAGAGAGGCGCUACCGGAACGUGAGGUGCUGUUAGCGGCCUGCACGGCAGCCACGCAGAAAGCGGUGACGGGCCGUGUCGAGCAGCUCAAUCGUCAACUCAAGGACGAGCUGCUCCAACAACAACUUUACUUUUCAACGCUACAGCAGAGACUCACAGAGGCACCACUGUGGUCGAGCUCUGCAUUGUGUCAAGAGCUUUUUGACCGCAUGCACGGCUACUUGCAUUUGGUCGGGGAGGAUCUUGAAAGCCGUAAGAAACAGCUUCAAGCGCGCUUUGAGUUGGGUGUGCGGCUUGCACCGGAGAUCGUGGAAAACUUCACUCGCGAGUUUGUUCCACUUGCGUCAAAUAUGCUGCCGUUUUCGCGGACCAGCACAGCAGCAACGGCGAUUUCGUCCCCGUUUAAUACUCAAGGUGGAAUAAGCGAGGAAAGUGACGGCAAUGGCUGCGGCACACUCGUGUCAAACGUGUUCAUAUGCAAGUUGCCAGCCAGUGUUAACAUCUCGCGGAUCUUUCAGCAUGUGGUUGACAACCUCAAGAACAUAUCGGUCGAGCUCGAACACCGUCUUGGGGUGUUGCUUGAAGUAAAGGUAUUGAUGAUAGUGCCUCCGUCAGAUUACGAAGUCGAGAUGGGGCCAUCUACCUACUACGCCCACGUAGAGAGGCAAGAUGGCGAAAUGCGCGGAGCCCAUACCAAUCGAGCGUGGACCGGCAAACUCGUGAGUGACGACUUGGCCGUGAUCGUGACGGAUUUCGUGGAUGAGGACGACGAGGAAGCAAUCGAUGCAGCUCGACGAGAAGGGCAGGAAACCCAAGUCGGGAGUGGUGAUGCGUCAUGGAUACCACCUAUACCAAAGUCGGGACUUCGCAUCGAUAUAUGCAUGCUGCUCACUAUUGCACGUGUGAAAGAUCCCGAGACGCAAGAAUCUUAUGUUCUCAUGCGCCGACUGCGCGUGCAUCGAUACAACCUGCCACCCAGUUCGCCCUUGCUUCAUCAUGAGCUGCAUAAGCUACUGUCGUAUUUCAAGGGUGACUUUCACCUGGCCAUGCUCAGUGACGCUGUACGAGUACGAGUAACGACGACAACUCUUUUCGACGCUGGAAGUGAAAGUGUUUGA